AUGGAGAAGAAGCAUCCGUACGGUUCACUGGAGCGCACUGAAUGGAGCAGAGACCACAAUAAAUCAGAGGACGACAUGGUGUCCAUGGCAGACUCCACCAUCACCGUCGAUGACAUAGAGGGGGAACUCUUCAAGAUUGAAAGGAUCAGGGAUGUCCUGGUCAGGAGGGAGUCCGAGCUCAGAUAUAUGAUGGAUGACAUUCAGCUGUGCAAAGAGAUCACACGGCUGAAGAAAGAUCUGCAAAAAUUAGUGUCCAUACCAGAUAAUGACAAGUCCAAUGAGGACCGGCAGAAAGAAGAAGAACUACUGCUGCAGAUCCACAAGCUGGUCGAGACCAGAGAUUUCCUGGUGGAUGAUGUGGAGUUUGAACGACUUAGGGAGAAAGAAGAAGACAAAGAAAUGGCUGAUUUUCUGAAGUCCAAAUUUCCAAGAAAUAUGAGGAAGACAGGUGUACCAACAAGACGGGCAACAUCCAGGGCUCAGCAGACGUCAUCGCCCUUCACAAAGACAGGGCUCACCCUGCUGAAGGAGUGCUGUGGCUUCACAUGUUCUAUCAUGUAG
Messenger RNA from Scomber japonicus (chub mackerel), 561 nucleotides. Its product is annotated as bMERB domain-containing protein 1-like. The record is from RefSeq and is a predicted model, not a curated record. NCBI's taxonomy places the organism in Eukaryota, Metazoa, Chordata, Actinopteri, Scombriformes, Scombridae. The coding region runs from base 1 to 561 and encodes 186 amino acids. The transcript is spliced from 6 exons.